AUGGCUGAACAAGCAACAUCCACCGCUGGAAAACCGGAGACAGCCAACAUAGAAAGGGUCAACAGUCGACAACAGGGCGAUGUGGCCCUAGCGAGGCCCCCAGAAAGAGUUACCAGGACCAUAUUCUUCUUCUCUACAUUCAUCGCCCUCAGUGCAGCAAUAUGCAAUUUCGACCUGAAUUAUGGUGGUACGGUCCUUCUGAUGGUGCCUUUCAACACCGCAUUUGGACACUGUGAAGAACUUCCGGGCCCAUCUGGCUCUGCUAUCCAGACGUGUAGGAUCUCGGCUCUACAGCAGUCCUUGACCAGCCUGACCUCAUUAUUCACUGCAGUGGGGUCUGCUCUUUCAAGUGUGACUGGGACUUACAUUGGUCGCCGAGGCACUAUUCAAGUUGGUGCCAUAUUGGUGUUGAUUGGUGCCGCCGGAAUGUUGGGAACGUCUUCAAGCUACCUCGACUACAUGGUGUGCAAAUGCAUUGGUGGAAUUGGCCUCGGUUUUCUAUACAGCGGAACCAUCGUAUAUGGUGUCGAGUGCACACCUUCGCAUAAACGUGGUAUGCUUCUCGGGCUGUUCUCUAUCGGACUCGGUGCCGGUAGCGCUGUCGCCGCUGGCGUCUGCGCCGGCUCAGCAAAUAUUCGGAGCAAUUGGGCCUGGAAAACUCCGAUUAUAUGCCAAAUCCCUUUAUCGGUCGGCCUGGUAGGCGGCAUCAUGCUCUUCCCAGAGUCCCCGCGUUGGCUGCUGAUGAGGAACAAGGAGUCUCAGGCUCGCCUCGCGCUAGGAAAAUUCCUCCACAAAGAUCCUAACUCCGACGCCGUGAGUUCCCAAGUCCGAGAAAUGCAGACUUAUUUGGAAUUUGAAAAGGUCAUGGCCUCGACGACCUCAUUUGUGGAAAUGUUCCAUAAAAGAGCACUCCGCCGCACACUCAUUUCCGUCUUCCUUCUGGUGAUACCCGCAUUGGGAGGAACUUUCUUCAUAAUCCCAUACACAGCAGUGUUUCUGGGGGGCCUUGGAAUCAAAAGCCCAUUCUUGAUCACAGCAAUUGUCGGACUUUGUAUAUUUGCUGGAUCACUCCUGUCUGGCUUUACUGUGGAAUAUUUUGGGAGAAGACUCUCUCUUCUUCUCGGUUUGUCGAUUAUGGGCGCAUCUAUGUUGAUAUUCUCCGCCGUGAGUUCAGGGCUAGGCACACAUGCGAAGGUGACCCAAAAUGUACUGGUGGCAUUCUUGUGUAUCUGGUGCUUCACAUUUGCAAGCACUGCCUCACCUGCCCUCUGGGUUGCGUCUGCUGAAAUGCACUCUGUCCGGCUUCGGAUGCAUGGGCAGGCCCUGUCGCUCUUUUGUAACUCGGUAUUUGCAUUCGCUGCUUCAUUUUGGACUCCAUAUAUGAUCAAUCCAGAACAUGGAAAUAUGGGAACGAAUGUGGGGUACUUCUACUUUGGACUUCUUGUUGUGAUUCUAGCCAUCACUAUCGUCUUUGUCCCAGAGACAGGCCGCUUGAAGUUGGAACAGGUUGAUGACUAUUUCGCAUCAGGAGUUCCAGCAUGGAAGACAUCCCUCGCGCGAAACAAGAAAAUUGCGGAGCAGAAUAUUCUUGAAGUCUCUGCGGAGAUGCAAGAUGCAAAGCAGGUUCGUCUCGAGGACGAUUGA
Molecule: messenger RNA, 1644 nt
Organism: Exophiala aquamarina CBS 119918
Lineage: Eukaryota; Fungi; Ascomycota; Eurotiomycetes; Chaetothyriales; Herpotrichiellaceae
Exons: 1
Coding region: 1-1644 (547 amino acids)
Biological process (GO): transmembrane transport; carbohydrate transport
Cellular component (GO): membrane
Molecular function (GO): carbohydrate:proton symporter activity
Source: RefSeq, a predicted model, not a curated record